Messenger RNA from Eptesicus fuscus (big brown bat), 1629 nucleotides. RefSeq names its product solute carrier family 2 member 2 (gene SLC2A2). NCBI's taxonomy places the organism in Eukaryota, Metazoa, Chordata, Mammalia, Chiroptera, Vespertilionidae. The transcript has 11 exons. Gene Ontology annotation, cellular component: membrane; brush border. The record is from RefSeq and is a predicted model, not a curated record. Gene Ontology annotation, biological process: D-glucose transmembrane transport.
AUGUGCCUCACUCACCACAGGACCUGGAAUUAAGAGGAGGAAUCCCAGGCAAAUAAAAUGACAGAUCAGAUCACCGGGACCUUGGUUUUCACUGUCUUCACUGCCGUGCUGGGUUCCUUCCAGUUUGGAUAUGACAUUGGUGUGAUCAAUGCUCCUCAACAGAUAAUAAUAACCCAUUACAGACAUGUUUUGGAUGUUCCACUUACUGACCGAAAAGCUCUCAACAACAAUGCUAUCGACAGUACAGAAGAAAUGCCCAGAACCCCCUACCCAAUGUAUUCAACGCCAACCCCUCCACCUGAGGAAGAGUUUGUGGAAGAUUCCGGCCUCAUCACCAUGCUAUGGUCCCUGUCUGUGUCCAGCUUUGCAAUUGGUGGAAUGAUUGCAUCAUUCUUCGGUGGUUGGCUUGGGGACCGGCUUGGAAGAAUCAAAGCCAUGUUGCUAGCAAACAUUCUUUCAUUAGCUGGAGCUCUCUUGAUGGGAUUUUCGAAACUGGGACCAUCUCACAUUCUUAUCAUUUCAGGAAGAGCUGUAUCAGGACUCUACUGUGGGCUAAUUUCAGGCCUGGUUCCAAUGUACAUUGGUGAAAUUGCUCCAACCACACUCAGGGGUGCUAUUGGCGCUCUUCACCAGCUGGCCAUUGUCACGGGCAUUCUUAUUAGUCAGAUUGUUGGCCUUGACUUCAUCCUGGGCAAUCAUGAGCUGUGGCACAUCCUGCUUGGUCUGUCGGCCGUGCCAGCUAUCCUCCAGUCUCUGCUGCUCUUCUUCUGUCCAGAAAGUCCCAGAUACCUUUACAUCAAAUUGGAUGAGGAAAACAAAGCAAAGAAAAGUUUGAAAAGACUCAGAGGAGGUGUUGAUGUCACCAAAGACAUCGCUGAGAUGAGAAAAGAAAGGGAAGAAGCAUCAAGUGAACAGAAAGUCUCCAUAAUUCAGCUCUUCACCAAUUCCAGCUACCGACAGCCUAUUUUUGUGGCGUUGAUGCUGCACAUGGCUCAGCAGUUUUCUGGAAUCAAUGGGAUAUUUUACUACUCAACCAGCAUUUUUCAGACGGCUGGACUCAGCCAACCUGUUUAUGCAACCAUUGGAGUUGGUGCCAUCAACACAGUUUUUACUGCUCUUUCUGUGUUCCUCGUGGAGAAGGCAGGUCGACGCUCUCUGUUUCUGAUUGGAAUGAGCGGGAUGUUUGUCUGUGCCAUCUUCAUGUCUGUGGGACUUGUGCUACUGAACAAAUUCGCUUGGAUGAGUUACGUGAGCAUGGUAGCCAUCUUCCUCUUUGUCAGCUUCUUUGAAAUUGGGCCCGGCCCCAUCCCCUGGUUCAUGGUGGCUGAAUUUUUCAGCCAAGGACCACGCCCUGCGGCUUUAGCGAUAGCGGCAUUCAGCAACUGGACCUGCAAUUUCAUCGUCGCUCUGUGCUUCCCCUAUGUCGCGGACUUCUGUGGACCUUAUGUGUUCUUCCUCUUCGCGGGAGUGGUCUUGGCCUUUACUCUGUUUACGUAUUUCAAGGUUCCAGAAACCAAAGGAAAGUCCUUCGAGGAAAUCGCGGCAGAAUUCCGAAAGAGGGGUGGCGCAGCCCGCCCCCCGAAGGCUGCCACGGAAAUGAAAUUCCUUGGAGCUGCGGAGACUGCGUAG